Messenger RNA from Acanthaster planci (crown-of-thorns starfish), 817 nucleotides. RefSeq lists its product as uncharacterized. The record is from RefSeq and is a predicted model, not a curated record. NCBI's taxonomy places the organism in Eukaryota, Metazoa, Echinodermata, Asteroidea, Valvatida, Acanthasteridae.
CACCGAGCGAAGCGGAGCGAGCAGCGAAUCAACCGAAGCGAACGUAGCGAGCGUCAAAGACAGACUCUGUUCGAUAGUUGCGUCAGGUGAAAGUAAGAAGUAUCUCGGCAAAGAAUAUUCGAUCAAAGAAAUUGAAGCUCUGUCACCCAAAGACCAAGAGAAGCUUUUCAAUUUGUACGAAGUUAAAUUUGGCAAAGACAUCGUUAAAACUCUAGGUAACGCUAUUUUGAGCCUCUACUCUCGCUUACUCGGUAUAGCUACUCCGAUCGAUCUACUCGGGUUCAACGUCAACUUAACGUCUGAAGAAGCGCUGACCAAAGACCUAAACGACGACCCGAUUAUCAGUCAAACGAUGGGACACCUACUCACUGAGGUUUGUUAUAAGUACGGUGUGUACUUGUCACCACUUACAGCCGCGUUGAUUACCACUAAGCAUCUAGAAUUCAACAAAAGCUCUGUUAUAUUAAAAGAGGAUGUCAACAACAACAACAAACGAAGCGAACCCGACACCAGCGAACAACGAAGUGACGAGCGAAGCGAGUGUUACUCCGGUCAAGACGAGCCAAGGUCACGAGUUCAGGUCGGGCAAGUCUCGACUUGUAACAAGGGGAAAUCCCUUUUUGUUUGUGAGCGAUUGCUGGUGCAGGUCGGUGCCAGUCACGAGUUGUUUACAGCCGGGGUCAAAUGUUCAAGAUCAGUGAAGUGGAAAUCCCCGGCGCUAGUCACGAGUUGCUUACAGGAAAAGUGGCGUCAAAAGCUCGUCUCAAGCCAGAGGCACAAACUUCAAGGGCACAGAGUGUCGAGGGGAUAAGAACAC